Molecule: messenger RNA, 2589 nt
Organism: Xenopus laevis (African clawed frog)
Lineage: Eukaryota; Metazoa; Chordata; Amphibia; Anura; Pipidae
Gene: gxylt2.S
Product: glucoside xylosyltransferase 2 S homeolog
Exons: 8
Coding region: 306-1637 (443 amino acids)
Biological process (GO): protein O-linked glycosylation via N-acetylgalactosamine; protein O-linked glycosylation via glucose
Cellular component (GO): membrane
Molecular function (GO): UDP-D-xylose:beta-D-glucoside alpha-1,3-D-xylosyltransferase activity; glycosyltransferase activity; UDP-xylosyltransferase activity
Source: RefSeq, a predicted model, not a curated record
UGUCUGACUUGAAGAGAUAGAACAGGAACAAGGAGUCUCUCCAGUUGUCAGUCCCGGGGAGGAUUGUGGGAGCUGUAGUCGUGUAACAGCUGGAGAGCGUCCUUUUGCUGCAGAUUCCCUGGCGGCAGGCACUGAGCGCUGUACUGAGCAAUAGAGUCUCCAGGAUCAGCUCACGUUACGGCCCCAGCCCUCCCCUCUCUCCCCUCCCCCAGCGCUGACAAUCGGAUACGUGGAGCCGCCGCUGGGGAAGCUCCCGCUGGAAGUCGCGCACAAUGCCGCCAGGAGCGAGUCCGGGAUGAGACAACAUGCGGUUCCGCUGGAAGUUCUUCGGAAGUCUCCUGUGUGUGACGGGGCUGCUGCUCGUGCUCUAUCGGCAGCUCGGAAAUGUACCGCAGCCUCCCCCGGGACCCGCCUCUGCCCAGGGAAGCCCCUCACUCACCGCCACCUCCGGCUACUUCAGGGCGCUCGAGGAUCACGUGCCCCGCAGGGAUGCCAGACAGGGGGGGAAGAAAAAGACCAACUGGAACAAUGUUAGAGCCCCUGAGCAAAAGCCGAAACCCCCCAUGCCUGAGGAAUGGAUGCAUCUCGCUGUUGUUGCCUGUGGGGAUCGCUUGGAGGAGACGGUUACCAUGCUGAAAUCAGCGGUGCUAUUUAGCUUCAAAAAAAUAAAGUUUCACAUCUUUGCGGAGGAUUCUCUGAAAUCAGAUUUUCAAAUGAAGCUUGAGAUAUGGCCCCAGCAGAUCUCCAGAAAGAUCGAAUACAAGAUUUACCCGAUUACAUUCCCAGGAGGAAAUACCCAGGAGUGGAAGAAGCUGUUCAAGCCAUGUGCAGCUCAGCGUCUUUUCCUCCCGAUGCUUUUGCAAGAUGUGGAUUCCCUGCUGUAUGUGGAUACGGAUGUUCUGUUCCUGAGGCCUCUGGACCACGUCUGGGCUUUUCUGAGACGUUUUAAUGACACCCAGCUGGCAGCCAUGGCACCAGAGCAUGAGAUAUCAAAGAUCGGCUGGUACAGUCGUUUCGCCCGACACCCGUUUUAUGGGACUACUGGGGUCAACUCUGGAGUGAUGCUUAUGAACCUUACUCGUAUUCGUAACCAGCAUUUCAAGCACAGUCCCCAAUUGUGGAUGCAAGGAUGGGUGGCCUUGUGGAAAUCUGUGGGGCUUAAGAAUAACAUGAUCCCAGCUGGACUGACUUGGGAAGAGAUGCUUCAUCCUUUAUAUCAGAAAUAUAAGAACUAUAUCACAUGGGGCGAUCAGGAUUUAUUAAACAUCAUUUUUUACUUUAACCCAGAGAUGCUGUAUGUUUUUCCCUGCCACUGGAAUUACAGACCAGAUCAUUGUAUGUACGGCAGUAACUGUAAAGCAGCAGAGGAAGAGGGAGUGUCCAUUCUCCAUGGUAAUCGGGGGGUAUACCAUGAUGAAAAGCAGCCUGCCUUCAAGGCUUUCUAUGAAGUCAUACGUGAUUACACUUUUGACGACAAUCUCUUCCAGUCAAUGUAUUUCCCCCUUCAGUCGAAGUUUCUAGAGAGCGUUCAUACGUUGUGUGGCCGGAUCCCCCAGGUGUUCCUCAAGCAGAUUGAAAAGACCAUGAAAAUGAUGUAUGAGAGACGUGUUGUUGUCCACAUAAGAUCCGAUGUAUGACUUUAUUGGCAUCGCCAUAAAUAUUUUUCUGACAGAGCAUCAGAAAUAUGCCAUGCAUCUCAAUGAGCCUGUUUGCACUCAGAAGAGCCUUGGAAAAAAUACAUUGGCCACAAUAACUUUAAAUCAAUUCACAAGAGUUGAUGGAUUAGAUCCAGACCAUAGUUGUUUGGGCUAUGAAGCUGUAUCAUGACGUUGGAUAUGUUUAUAGCAGGCUAUCAUAUCUAGCAGGAUAAUACAUGGAAGUGUUGUCUGGAUGCAAAGAUUACAUCUGUCAACUAAAACUGGAAAACAAAAAUAUCAUGAGCUAUACAGAAGGAAAUGUAAGUCAAUCAAAUCACCCAAGAAGGAACGUGGGGUUUGAACCUGUAACUUUUUCUUUGGUUUGAACUUAUUUCAGGAGAUUGUACCUGAUUAUCCAAAAGAGCAGAGAAUGAUGACCAGUGCAUACACUUUGUCAGUGCAAUCAUUGCACCCCGGGGAGCUAACUUGCUUACAUGGCGGCUAAACAACACUAAAGCAGUUACCAAUCAGAGCUUUGCUUAUCAUUAGUGAAAAGACCUCAGGAUUCUAGAGAACAUGAAGAUACAAAGCCAUCAAUUCUGCCAAGGUAGUACAAUCAAGACAGAGAGCAGAUUAUUUUGUGGGCUACACAAAGCCAACACAGGCUUUGAGAGAGGUCCCGUCCUUUGUCUUUGAGUAGUUCCCUAAACAUUUGUGCCUUUUCUGGCUCACCAACGAGUUUGCAGUAAGCAGUUUGCACAGGAAAGUAUCCUAUUGCCAAGGCAUCUUCUCUAUGGUGCCUUAAAUUAUUUUAACUUGGUCAUGGUAAUUUAUAGGCUGAUAACUCCCUGCGCUACACCAACAUUGUGUGCACCUUGCAGUAACUUUACAGGCACUUGAUGAUAAAUAUUUCACAAGUCAAGGGUUUCAGUGAAUAAAUUUUAAUCCCUUA